Salvelinus sp. IW2-2015 is the source of this 882-nucleotide messenger RNA. RefSeq lists its product as uncharacterized. The record is from RefSeq and is a predicted model, not a curated record. Lineage: Eukaryota; Metazoa; Chordata; Actinopteri; Salmoniformes; Salmonidae.
CUCAGGGAUUCACACCAGCAACCUUUCGGUUACUGUCCCAAUACUCUUAACCACUAGGCUACCUGCCACCCCUAAUUAAUUAUGUAUUUGCUAACUAAAGUUUAAUGGUCAAUUCCACCUUAACACAUUGCAGUUGUAAGCCUGUCCAGUUAGGACUCAGAAGGAAGGCAGGUCUAAAGGAGGUAGAGAAUGAAACUGGGGACUUACCUCCUUGGCUGAACCUGCUCUUGGAUGAGAACACCACAUAUGAGAAGGAUCCUCAGAAACCAAAGAACAGACAUGAUAUGCUGGAACGUGUCAGAACAAAGUUAAUCGAAAUCCAGAGAUCUAUGAACAAUCAGAUGGAGACAGACAUGUUUGAGAAGAAAAUACACAGAGAGGAGAGAAUGAAGACUCCCCUGGAUGCAUUGAUGGCCUCAAGGAAGGAGACAAGUCUACCUAUGCUGCUCUCCUCACUAAAACAUGAGCUCAGGGAACCAAAAUCUGCACUUUUAUUUUGGUACAAAAUCCUGAAGAGCGAUGUCUCAGAACUGUCCGAUGACAGGGACUUUGAGUACAGGACCAUCCUGCAGAAGAUCGGCCAAUUCCACAACUUCUCUCACAAGAAGUUGCCCUACUCAAAGGAGAAAUUUUGUCUCCUUGUUCUCUCUCUGCCAUCGAAUCAGCUUCUCCAACCAGCCAUGCAAGAUGCUCUGAUGUUCCUCACUGAGAACGUCUUCCAGCUCCUACCCCGACAACUCAAGCACUGGUAUCAGUAUCUCAAACUGCCCUUUUAUGACACCUCGUGACUCUUAAACUCAAGUCAUCCUCAGAGGGCUGCCAGCCAAUUGUUGUUAUUUUAGUUUAAAUUAUAUUAAAUGUAAUUUGUUUCGGAAAUAUGGA